CGGCGCGAUGGCAGGAAACUUAACAGAGGGAUGGGCUCAGGCCGAGCUCAUUCCGCUCCGAGCUCCGUGGGGCACCGGCCACGCCGUGAGGCUACUUGGGAAGGCAGUGCUUUGUUGAACACAGCAGCACAAGAUGACUUAUGAUUCCUGCUCUUCAUGGGAGCCUGUCUGCACUGUCUUUGCAGAACGCUACUGCUUCCUCCCCUCUUCAGUGUUUCUGCCUUGUGGAGUCAUAAACCUCAGUGGAACUUUGGAUGGAAACACUGACAUGAAUUUAAGAACUUUGAUGCUUUCAGAUGGUGAAUUUUGAUUUGUCAAAUAACCAGGAAUAACAUACUGCCUGCACAAGAUGAAAUGCCUUGAAGACCUUUGGUUCAGCAUUCCUUUCUCCUGAAGCAAUGGUUUUCUCCCCAGUGUUGACGCUGGCCCACUCUGGGACCUCCAAUGCUACUUUUAUUGUUUAUGAAAAUGCCUAUACGAAUUCUACCCCUCCCCAGUCCCUGCUUCGCAGUGGCACAACAGCUCCACUGAGAUAUGUCCUCACCACUGCGGGAGGUGCUCUUCUGGUGAACACGACAGCUGUCCUGCCGUCACAAGAAGUUUUCAGGAGCUUGACUUUGCCCCUCCAGAUCAUGCUUUCUGCUGCUAUGAUAUUUAUCCUGUUGAUUUCUUUCCUCGGCAACUUUGUUGUCUGUCUCAUGGUCUACCAGAAGGCAGCGAUGAGAUCUGCAAUUAACAUCCUCUUGGCAAGCCUGGCUUUUGCAGACAUGCUGCUGGCAAUGCUGAACAUGCCUUUUGCUCUGGUAACAAUCAUUACCACUCAGUGGAUUUUUGGGGAUAUAUUCUGCAGAGUCUCUGCCAUGUUCUUCUGGCUCUUUGUCAUAGAAGGGGUUGCCAUUCUGCUUAUUAUUAGUAUCGACCGAUUCCUUAUCAUAGUUCAGAGGCAAGUUAAGCUGAACCCUUGCCGUGCAAAGAUCCUCAUUGUGAUUUCCUGGGCAGCAUCCUUCAUCAUUGCUUUUCCCUUGGCAAUAGGGAAUCCAAACCUGCAGAUACCCUCGAGAGCACCUCAGUGUGUUUUUGGCUACUCCUCAAGCCCGGGGUACCAAGCCUACGUGAUAGUUAUCUUGCUGAUUUCUUUCUUCAUCCCAUUCCUGGUGAUGCUGUAUUCUUUCAUGGGCAUACUCAACACUGUCCGCCACAACGCGGUGCGUAUCCAUAGCCACCCUGACAGCAUAUGCCUCAGCCAGGCCAGCAAACUUGGUCUCAUGAGCUUACAGAGACCUUUUCAGAUGAAUAUUGAUAUGAGCUUUAAAACUCGUGCCUUCACAACCAUCCUGAUUUUGUUCCUGGUCUUCAUAGUCUGUUGGGCACCCUUCACCACUUACAGCCUUAUUGCCACAUUCAACAGCCACUUCUACUACAAGCACAACUUUUUUGAGAUAAGCACUUGGCUCCUUUGGCUCUGCUACCUCAAGUCUGCACUGAACCCGCUGAUUUACUACUGGAGGAUUAAGAAGUUUCACGAUGCAUGCCUGGACUUGAUGCCCAAAUACUGCAAGUUCCUGCCGCAGCUCCCCGGCCACACAAGGCGGCGCAUCCGGCCCAGCACCAUCUACGUGUGUGGGGAGCACCGGUCGGUGGUGUGAGGCUGCCCUUGCUGGACAGGGAUUGUUACUUUCUGGGGUCGUUUGGGUUUAGUCUUUAGGUUAAACUUGGGUUUGUUUAAUACAGCUCCUUCCCUGCGGCCAUACCUUAGAACUUGAUUAUGUUUUCCAGUACUCUGUGCAAUGUUGGGAGGGAAGGUGGAGGGAAAGCAGUUGAUUAUAGCUGGGUUUACUGCCAGAAGGUGAGUAAGCAAAACAACAAAUGUUACCUCUAGGAUUCCAUGGAAAUCCAUUCUUUUAAAGGAAAACUACAUUUAUAACGUUCUGUCAGGUUUAUGCUUACUAGGCCUGCACUUGCAUCUAAUCAUAGGGACUCUUUAUGCUGCUAAGAUACAGGAUAUUGAGUUGGUGUCAUUUUUCUGGAAAUGCUGCUGCUGUCUGCCAAUACAUUGGAGCCAAAAAGUCUCCUUGGAUCACUUCUAUUUAAUUUUAACACUAUUUCAGAAGUUCUCAUGGUGACAUUAGGAAACUUUUUUAUUAAUUUCCAGUAAUGUUUUUGUGCACUUUACAAAAUUUGCCAUGAAAUUUGUUCGUUGCAAUAUUUUGUUUUGUAUCAAAGGGGUAUUACUAUCAUCAUCACUAUUUGUUGUGUUGGUGGAUUUCAGUGAAAGCCCAAUGUAAGCUCUAAGAGGGUAGUAGCAGAGGUUGGUAUAGUUGCACAUGUGGCCAGAGACCUGCUGGGUUUCUAGAACUGAUCAAAGGGAGCAGCGACUGCUCAGUUACCAGGGGAGUGGGAAGAUGAAGAUGGAGGAGUGAGAGGGAAAGCAAGCAAGGAAAACAUGCCUCAAGGUUUAGGCUGACAAGAUUUAGAAAAACAGAGUUCAGGUGAAAAUUGUCACAUGGGAAAGGGUGGCUGUGCUGACACUUUGGGCUAUUGCAAGCUCUCCAAACUGAGGAUACACCUGAAAACCUACCUGAGUUUGUGGGCCUGCACUAUGUUGCUGUAGCACUGUUUGUGCUGGGAACUGGAGUGAGGCUGAGUUCUCCAUGCUGCCCAGGUCAGGCUGUCAGGCCUUUGCUGGGGAGGAGUGAGAAGGAGCAGGAUAAAGCAGUAAACAAAUGGCAUGAGUCCUAGUUGAGGCUGGGACUUGGCCUGCAUAGGAAUGACUGGGAAGAAAAUCUCCACCUUGCUUGUUUUCCAGUGUAAGUACUGGAGUGAAACCACAAGCUGAUAAUAACAAGUAUGAGGUGACCAGCAGAGCUUGCCUGAGAUGUGAGCUGAAUUCCCCUUUUCCCUCCAAUUCUACUUCACAUUGAUUUUUCAUUGCCCCUUUUCCUCUAUAGUGCCUGCAGCCUCCAGGGCUUAACUCUUCUGUUCUCUGUUAGGUAUCAGCUGCUCUCCUUGAAAUGCCAAACAACCUUUCUGAUUGCCAGGUUGCCUCAAUACCUGCCUGGAAAGCAGAAAGACAUGUACUGAGUGUAGCAAUCCACACUCAAGGUAUUUUAUUUCUUUUCAUCAGCUAAAUAUUGAAUUGUGAGGUAAGUAAAAUUAAGACUUGGGUUUGGGCUUUGCAAUGAGAUCUCCAGUUGCUGUGAUGCUAGGGAGGAGUGCCUGCAGAAUUUGUGUGUCCUUGCUUCUUGGGGCUGUCUGUGACCAAGCUAAGGAGAAUCAGUGUACAGCAACCUUAGCAUCCAGGGCUAAGGUCUGAGCUUCUCUAGCUCUCAUCUCUUUCGUUACCCCAAAGCAUAGGAACCUGUUCAUUGUUCUUUUACCCGAGGAACAAAUAAUAGCAAUGUUACUUGUUUUGUGCUGUCCACACUGUACAGAGCUUUUCUCUCAUGAGGGAAGUGCCCUGUUCUGUGUGGAUGUCUAGGAAACGGUUGCUUCCUGAGGCCAGCCAAACAGUCACACUCCAGACUUUAUUUAGGUCUUCAUUGAAGAACUGAUUUAACAGUUAUCUCUGUUCUUCUCAUUGACAGCUAUCAGUAAAACUGUUGGCAAUCGUUACGUUUUAGGAGUAAUAAAGAAACCACUUUGAAUAUAGUAGCUUCUCUCUUUUUUUUUUUAAGAUGCUAACUGGCUUUGUGGGGUACUUGUAAAGGCACCCAGACAGCAGUGAUGUUACUUAUGUCCUUAUCAGCUCCAGUGAUGGUGAUCUGGAUUAUUCUAUCAGAAUGAGUGGCAGUAGAGGCGUUCUGUUGCAGAGCAGUGUUUUACUGAGUCUUUUCAGUACGUUGUGUUUCUUAAUUGCAUUUACAUUGAUAGCGGAAGUUUAGGACCUGGUUAGCACGGAUUUUCUGCUCCAGAGCUGUCAUGCCUGUUUGUCUCUGAAAGCAGCAAAAUUGUGCUUACAGCUAAUGUAACAGAGUGAGAGCAUGCACUGUCUGAGCUGACAGGAGCAGGCGUUUUUGCUGUCUUCCAGAGCUAUCAUGUAAGAAGUUUAAAUGAAUGCUGUAAAACAGUAAUUCAGGAAGGAAAGAAAAUGAGUAGUAGAGGAAAGUGAGUGGAGUUACCUUCUGGGGAGGCAAGUAUUUUGUGGGGAUUUCAUAAUCUCCAGUAAGUAGUGGAUGAAGUAGAUAUUGCAGGCAUCAAGGAAAGUUAGUUUGUCUUGAUAAUCGACUGUUUACCCCGACUGUAGCAGGGUUCCCACUGCACCUGCUGAUACUUGGAGAAAGAAACCCAAAGUGUGUGGUCCAGAUUCAGAAGUGACUCACCUAGUGCUGCAGCAUUCACAUUGCCCAGAGACUGUAGAGGUGAUCAGAGCAUACAGUGAACAAAAAGGUGUUCAGAGGAGAAGCAAGAUGGCACAGAAAUGUCCUGAGAGUGUGCUGUGUUUGCAGGCCCAUUGGGGCCCAUUGUGUCUGACAUGCUGUCUUUGCAGCAGUGCCUUGACGAUGGCAGCCAAAGGCCCAGGACCACAUUGAAGGCCACUGAGCUGCUCAGUCUUUGGGUGAUUCUGCAAAGAUCAGCAUAACCAUGCUGGCAUUUGGAGUGGUAAAACACAUGUUGGCAGGACUGGGGCUACCAAGGCAUUUUAGUGGGCUUGGCCAGGACCAAGGAUUCUAAAUGUUGACAUUGAUACUCCUCUGUUCUAGUGGGAAGUUCUAAUUUCCUCCUUGCCCAGAAAUGCUACUUGUUACUCAGCUCUCUUCCCUCGUGUCACAUUUUCAGAAACCUUUGGUAUGGAGGGUCUGAAAUGAAUGUAUUUUGAAUUAUGUUGCAAUUUAAUUAAUUCUGUCCAAGCAUGCUGCUUACACAGGUCUCACUUGUACAAAUCUAAUGCUAAAAUAAUUCUUUUGUACUCAAAAAUUGUGUAUUUUUGACAUUUCUUGUUCCUCGUGUAAAAAUAUUUAUGCAUAUAGAAAAGAAACUUGUUUUGCUUCUUACUGCAUUCUGUUACUGUGGUUUACACUUUCCUAUUUUCUUGGGCAUUUGCAUAAACAACUCUAAGAUUUCAGUGGUAUUUCUGCAGCUGUUGACGAUUUUUAAUCCUCCAUUCUUUCAACAGUGUCCUCCUUGAAAGUGAUUUUGAUUUAUUUUUGUGUGAAAAAUAAAAGGUCAGAGCACAACUUUGUUAUGGUUGGAAGAGUAGGGGAGUCUCUUGGGUCCAGUUUUCCAGGAGCCACUGCUUGCUGUGGUGAGCUGCUUUGAUGCUCUUUUUGAGGAGCGGUCACUUUACGAUGUCAAGAAACCUUGAAUUUCUGUUUUAAAACAAGCUGUUAGGUAGGAUGGCAUUGUCUCCUCUGUACAUAUUACACCUGUGAAAAUGCCUGAGAAACAAUAACAAAUAAACAUGAACAUCCCCCAGAAA
Molecule: messenger RNA, 5416 nt
Organism: Pogoniulus pusillus (Red-fronted tinkerbird)
Lineage: Eukaryota; Metazoa; Chordata; Aves; Piciformes; Lybiidae
Gene: GPR63
Product: G protein-coupled receptor 63
Exons: 4
Coding region: 399-1646 (415 amino acids)
Biological process (GO): G protein-coupled receptor signaling pathway
Cellular component (GO): membrane
Molecular function (GO): G protein-coupled receptor activity
Source: RefSeq, a predicted model, not a curated record